GAACGGUCGAUUGUCUCACUCUGCCGUGUGACAUCUCGCCUGCGUUGCGUGCCCUCUUCGCAUGCGCCACACUUUACGUCACAGUUGUGCCUGGGCUCACCACCCUUGCCCCAGAUCUACAACUUUGUCUGCCAGGUUUGCGGGACAAAAAGUCAUCCGUAUUGCAGGGGUGUGGUUUAUGCACAGUGAUGCUGCUUCUGGCGCAUUCUUGAGAAGAUGGGCAGUCUGGAUCCUUUUGCUUGCCAUCAUUGUUGGUUUGUGCUUUCUCUUUGGCUUGGUCCUUUGAGCUUCAGCAUCUUUUUCGAACUUGUGCUUGCAACUUUCCUGAGAGUUUGACAUAGUCGCGUAUAUCACAAGAUGACGGGAUUCAUCACGAAUUACAUUCAAAACACUGCCAUGGGCAUGCUGUCCAGCGGCAUUACUGCUGCUGGGAAUGUAGCAGGUAAUGCCGUCGGCGGUGUCGGUACCAUGAUCCAGAGCAGUGGACAAGCUGUCGGCACUGGCAUCGAAGGCAGCAUCAAGAACUGGGGCAAUUACAUUAACAGCUACGGCGACCGCGCAGUAGCAGCCACAGCACCAAACCCUGGCUCCGCAACAGCAGUAAAGAAACAAAAAGCCCUUCCAGCACCACCAAAAGGUCCAGGAGCGCUCUCAAAGCAAAAGGCUUUGCCCGCAGCUCCUUCUUCUGCUCAAAAAGCACUUCCCGCACCGCCGGCAAAGGCAAAGACUUUGGGAGCGAAUACACCUUCAUAUGCUGGAGCAGUCAAGAAGACUGCUGUCUCUGCAGCGAGUAAACCGAAGAGUGUUGUGGGAGGUAGCCCUGUGCCGUCAGCCAAUGGGCUAUCCAAACCCUCUGUGCCGAAAGCAUCGGUGCCUAAACCGGUGGUGUCGUCUCUUCCUCCUGUCAACGCAAAGCCUCUGUCCAGCGUCUCCAGCAUCCCCGGGAAGGUCAAGGUCAGCGCGGCCAGUAAGCCAAGUCCAGGUGGUGGGUUGCCGAAAGCUCCAGUGAAUGGAUUGCCAAAAGCUCCUGGUGUAAAUGGUAUCUCGAAGGCUCCUGUUGCGAAUGGGCUACCAAAGGUCUCGAAUUUGCCGCCUGUCAACUCCAAACCUCUCUCCAGCGGGAAGGUAAGGAUCGAUCCUGCCAGCAAGCCGAAGAGGUGAAGGAGAUCGAUGCUAGAUGAGAUGGAUGUGAUGAUACAUCAGGCGAGCCAUCUUCCAGGGAAGGGGCAAAGGGCAUCUUGCCGACAUUACUCACCUGUUCUCUACAAUCCCAUUUUUCUGUACGCGAGUAAUGAAUUCACGACGACUGUCUCCUCGAUCUUUUACCUUAUACACAACAUCUAUAGUGUUUAAUGAUGCUCGAGCCUCAAGGACGACUCAGCGACCCAAAGUAAACCGGCGAAAUGGAAAGUUUAG
Aureobasidium subglaciale EXF-2481 is the source of this 1416-nucleotide messenger RNA. RefSeq lists its product as uncharacterized. The transcript is spliced from 2 exons. The coding region runs from base 358 to 1161 and encodes 267 amino acids. NCBI's taxonomy places the organism in Eukaryota, Fungi, Ascomycota, Dothideomycetes, Dothideales, Saccotheciaceae. The record is from RefSeq and is a predicted model, not a curated record.